UAUUGUAACACUUAACCGUGAUACGAAUGCUCGUAUCAUUAAAUGAAUCAUGUGUGACAGUGUCUGAUAAUAGUCUAGGAAGGAAGACCCGUCUAUUGUGUGUGCUGCUGUUAUAUAAUGACGUUAUGCGAGGCGAUCCUGUCCCAUUGUCUUCACUAGCUGUAUGCAUGUCAUGAUGGACCGACAGGGACGUGUAGACUUCAUCACAUGCGCCAUAUUGAUGGUCAUGGCUUCCGUAAAAGCUACGAAGACUAGCCAGUCGUGCUUUACUCCACAGCCUACUCAAAAUUGCUCCUAUCAUCAUCUCACAUGUGGAGACGGUGAAAAAGUUAGAAUUGAUUUUAACAGAACCGUUUUUGUUAAAAAGGCUGAUCGAUUAGAGUGCUCGGAUGCAGCGAAUACCUGUGACUCCCCGACUUACCCAAACUGUUGUGUAUUAACAAGAGGAGAUCACGACCUUCGUGACUUCAACACCACAGUUCGUGAGAAAAUCAAAACUGCUUGUUUGGAUAAGACACACUGCGUGUUUCCUGCUCCACGAAUGCAAAACUUGAUUUUGUCUGUGGUUAGGUACGACUGUAUUCGAGAUGACCUUGCAACUACGGGAUUUAAAGUUGGCGUUGGCCUCGCUGUCACAGUUGUCAUCAUCGCUGGAAUUUGUGUUACCCUGUGCUAUUUGAAAAGACAAAGGAAACAGUCACCACAGCAAAGUAGAAGAAGGUUGGACAGUGCCCUUGCACCACUCUACCAUGAGGUGAUAGACGCUCGGUCAUUCACGGAGCGGACAGGCAGUUAUGAAUAUGCCACAGUGGAGGAGAUACAAGGAAGAGGACAGGACCCAAAACCAGUUAUGGAAGGAUAUGAUCACUUAGGGGUCGUGGCCCGCGGUGUGGGGGAACAUUAUGACACUGCGAUAUCUGCUAUGCAACAAGUUAGUCAGCUGUCGGAAGCCGAUAGCCACAGAGAAGGAAGACUCAUCUACAAUCAUCUGAGUCUCAAGCCUCAGAAGACAAAGGUCAACCACAACCAUUAUGAUGUUGCUAUGCAACAUACACAUCAAUGACGAUCCUCCGAUACACAAUGAAUCCCGUUUAUCCGGACGCAAUGUUCAGGAUGCAUAUGACAUGUUUCUGAAUGCAUAUAUUAUAUGUCAUUACAACGUUUCGUUUUACCUCGUUUAUAUGAACACUUUAUUCGGAACCACACCGAGUGACAGAGAUCCGCUGAAUAAGAAGCAACGGUGACAUGGAAACCUUCAGAGUCCUUGUAUGAUCAAAGUGUACCCUUGUUCUUUACUGUUUAAAACAUUCAAACUCUAACCAAAAAAGAAAUAACUAUAGAUUCCUCCGUAUGCAAUAUGGCAAUGUGUUUCCUGUUUGAUUGAAAGAAGUGAUACAGUGUCUCAAGUGGUGAUGUGACAAUUCGUCGUUGUCUUCUUCUGUCAACGUUUGUCAUCAGUGUUGUCAUCAGAGUGUGACAAAACAAUUCCACUUCACAAAGUUGCUAAAAUAAUGUGCAAUAAGUAGCGUUUCCUCUGUUGGCGUACUAUUGCUGAAAGCGGCGUAAAACCAUGCUCGUUCACUCUAUUGGCGGACAUAUCGUGAAUAGUGUUAUCAGGCACAUAUCUAUAGGUUUCGGACCCCUAACCUUGCAAUUAACCGUGGAUGCUUGCUGUCAGUUGUUAACUACGGCACCGAAACAUAUCUAUUACUUAAUGAGCAAGCCUACAUAAUUGGUUCAACAAUUCUUUAGGGAGGUCAUCAUCUCACAGGCAUGGUGAUUUUGGAAUUGAAUAGAAACAAUAAACAUCAAGUUUGUAUAUAAAAUAGUCUUUUUCUGUAUCCUCGCGUAAUGUACAUACAAAAAAGACGAUAAGAAACCCACGACCGAUUGAAUACAGGUCACCUGAUAGCAAACAUAGGCCUACAUUUUAACCACACCGGGCAGAACAUGUUGACAAAGUAUACUCUUGUAGUAAUUUCAUAAAUUCCAGUCGCCACAAAAGUUACAGGUAAGUGGUUGAGGAAAAUGUAUCCUUGAUGAAUAAAUCACUACACUUAUAGAUGAAUACAUCGCUAUACGUAUAGACAUAGCCACAUGACCUUGUCCGUCAUAGUUGUGUCACAAGGCGAUUGUCAGUAAA
Molecule: messenger RNA, 2143 nt
Organism: Haliotis rufescens (red abalone)
Lineage: Eukaryota; Metazoa; Mollusca; Gastropoda; Lepetellida; Haliotidae
Exons: 4
Coding region: 164-1063 (299 amino acids)
Source: RefSeq, a predicted model, not a curated record